CCAGAUCCCCGCACAGGGCUUUCCGGGGCUUUCCGAGGCAGAGAUAGCACAGGCCUGAGCAACGUGCAAUCUGUUGUGAGUCACGGGCCCGGAAGCCUUGCCCCAUCAAGGCGGAGGAGCAUCCACAAAGCAGAAUCAGUAGACGCAGCAGCUGCAGAGACAGCAAGAAUCUCGCAGGUCUCAUUCUCCGCCGCUGAUCCUCCUGACUCCUUCUUAUAAAAGCCCUCCGAUUCCACUAAAGUCACCUGGAUGAUCCAGGAUAAUCUCCACAUCCAGAACCCUUAAUUUAAUCACAUUUGCAAAGGCCCUACUGCCAGACCUUCCAGAUGGAUGAUAUCAGUGAAGCAAAUGGCACUUUUGCCAUCACCUUACUCAAAAUGUUGGGUGAAGAGGACAAAUCACGGAACGUCUUCUUCUCCCCCCUGAGCAUCUCCUCUGCCCUGGGCAUGGUCUACCUGGGGGCAAAAGGAAACACCUCAGUCCAGAUGUCCCAGGCUCUCUGUUUGAACAGAGAUGAAGAMGUUCACCAAGGUUUCCAGUCACUUCUCACUCAUAUCAACAAACCUGACACUCAGUAUGUGCUCAGAACUGCCAGCCGACUCUUUGGAGAAAAAACGUGUGAUUUUCUUUCGACCUUCAAGGAAUCCUGUCAGAAGUUCUAUCAGGCAGAGCUGGAGGAGCUGUCCUUUGCUCAAGAUACUGAAGAAUGCAGGAAGCACAUCAAUGACUGGGUGUCARAGAAGACUGAAGGCAAGAUUUCAGAGUUGCUGGGUCCUGGGACAGUCGAUCCACUGACUAAGUUGGUCCUUGUGAAUGCCAUGUACUUCAAGGGAAAGUGGAAUGAGCAAUUUGACAGGAAGUACACAAGGGGGAUGCCCUUUAAAACCAACCAGGAGCAGAAAACAGUGCAGAUGAUGUUUAAACAAGCCAGAUUUAAUUUUGGGUACGUGGAGGAGGUGCACACCCAGGUCCUGGAACUGCCCUAUGCAGAGGAGGAGCUGAGCAUGAUCAUUCUGCUUCCCAUUGACAGCACUGACCUUGCCACGGUGGAAGAAGCGCUUACAUAUGAGAAGUUCAGARCCUGGACAGAUCCAGAAAACAUGARAAAAAGUAAAGUUCAAGUUUUCCUUCCCAGAUUAAAGCUGGAGGAGAGCUAUGACUUGGAGUCUUUCCUUCGCGCUUUAGGAAUGACUGACGCAUUUGAGGAAACCAAGGCCGACUUCUCUGGAAUGGCAAAUAAGAAGAACAUGCCUGUGUCCAAGGUUGCCCACAAGUGCUUUGUGGAGGUCAACGAGGAAGGCACCGAGGCAGCUGCAGCCACCGCGGUGGUCAGAAAUGCCCGGAGUGUGAGAAUAGAACCAAGAUUCUGUGCAGACCACCCCUUCCUUUUCUUUAUCAAGCACCACGAAACCAAGAGCAUCUUGUUCUGUGGCAGGUUUUCUUCUCCGUAAAAAGGUGCAAUUUCUGUACCUGCCCUCCUUUCCCCUCUGCCUGCUCUGCCUGAGUUAAAAUUCCACCUGGCCAAAUUGGUGCAGUGGCUUGAAUGCUGAAAUAAAGUGUSUGUGCACCUGGUUGUUUGCAAACAUCUUUGUGGCCAUGCAGUGCCAUGCAGAGGGCAGAGGGUGGAUCACGGAGACCCCAGUGUGUGAAAUUGGGCUGGGAACACUUGAUUUGCAUGAUUGGGGUAACUUUUGCUGUCUCUGCCCUCUCCUGAUGCCCUUGUCCACUGUUUGUGAGCAUCUCAGGACUCGUGAUCCAGCCCUCAGUGUGCUCUUCCAUCCUGCCAUGACCACCACUCUGCCCACCACCACGGCCAGGCUAACCAGGGGACCCCAGGGCACAGGCCCACUACACACAAAGCCAUGGGUGACGCCUACAGAGUCAACUCUGGAGCCUCUCAGAGUCUCACUAACAGCUGAGAUUGUGUCUGUCCCCCAGCAGAGUCACACAGURUCUCACAGGGACUCAUGAAAACAGCUCUUUGGCUCUUAUUUGCACAAGCCACAGAUAUGAGUACAGUGGCUCGGCAGUGAGUAUCAGGACUGGGUUGGGAGGCAUGUCUCCUAACCGUGCCCUGUGUUGUUCUUCUUCACUUCCCUUGGACUCAUAAUCCAAGUGUCAGAGGGACCUUCAAACCAAACAACUCUUAGAAGCCAUCAUACCUUUGAUGAAUCGUGUGUGCUCAGACAUGAACCACACACCUCGGUUCAAGAGGGAACCUCUGACCAUAAAGAACUUAUAUUGUGACAACUCUUUGGAAAUUACAGGAAAGCAUACAAAAAAUUUUAAAUCAUCUACAGUCCUACUAUUCAGCAGUCACUGUUGUUAAUGAUACACAUUGUUCCCUAUUCUAUGAAGGCAAAUAUUUUUGUGUGCRUGCACAUGCACGUGUGUGGGUGUGURUGUUACUAAAGAUUGAACCCAGGGAU
This is a messenger RNA of Urocitellus parryii (Arctic ground squirrel), 2429 nucleotides long. RefSeq names its product serpin family B member 8 (gene Serpinb8). The record is from RefSeq and is a predicted model, not a curated record. Gene Ontology annotation, molecular function: serine-type endopeptidase inhibitor activity. Lineage: Eukaryota; Metazoa; Chordata; Mammalia; Rodentia; Sciuridae. Gene Ontology annotation, cellular component: cytoplasm. Gene Ontology annotation, biological process: negative regulation of endopeptidase activity.